Messenger RNA from Pocillopora meandrina, 12806 nucleotides. The record is from the annotation of a GenBank genome assembly. Lineage: Eukaryota; Metazoa; Cnidaria; Anthozoa; Scleractinia; Pocilloporidae.
AUGGAUUGUGUAGUAGGACAUGGAGUAAGUCUUGGCAAACAAGUGCAGUUCAUUAGAAAAGAUCACCAAUGCAAAUGGAUCCAGGUUGUUCACACUGCCUCAGAAGAACUUGGAAUGUACAAAAACAUUUGGCAAGGUGAACAACUGCACAAAAUAGAAGUAGAAUUGUGUGAGAUGGCUGAUCAAAUUGUAGCAAUUGGACCCAAGCUGACAGAUGCUUACAAGGGUUACCUUCGUGGUAGUAAAAAAGAGCAAAAUGUCAUUAAUCUCACUCCAAGCAUUUUCCCUGAAUUUUUGAAAGUGGAGCAAGCCCCUGAAGAAAGAAGAACUUUCAGUGUUCUAGUCAUUGGAAGUGGUGACAGCUGUGAAGAUUUCAUAUUGAAAGGUUUUGACCUUGCAGCUCAAGCAGUUGCGGAGUUGAAAGAUAAGUCUUACAAACUCAAGUUUGUUGGUGCACCAAGAGGGAAAGAAGAUGAAAUAGCAGAUAAAUUGCUUCAACAUGGUAUUGAUCGUAAUCAGCUAAUUGUCCGCAGCUUCAGUGACAGUAGAGAAGUAUUAGCUAACUUAUUCUGUGAGUCAGAUCUUGCCAUAAUGCCAUCCAAGACUGAAGGAUUUGGAGUCAGUGCUCUUGAAGCCUUAUCUGCUGGUUUGCCUGUACUUGUCAGUGGUAAUUCUGGACUUGGAGAAGCUCUGAAGGAGGUGCCUCAAGGAUCUCAGUUUGUGGUUGACUCUGAAGAUCCAAAAGAGUGGGCCAAAAAAAUCAAGGUGGUACAACAGACAAAGAGGGAGGUGCGACUUUCAGAAUCAAGGCUUCUACGUGAAAAUUAUCAGGAAAAGUACAGCUGGGAAAAGCCCAUUAGACGUCUUGUGGAGAGGAUGUACAGUCUCAUAUUUGGUAAGCUAGCCUGUGCAUUGGUUUUUUGGGAAAUAAUUUUAAUUAAGACAAGUGAUUUAAUUGAUACCAAGUACAUGUACUCUUAAUCACAGUCAAAAAAUUUUAGUUUUUCAUCAUUUUAUACACCAAGUCAGGUGACAGGGGUUCUUUAUUUCAGUUGCAAGAUAAGAAAUAUGAAAACCUGGGGUUUUGAAGAGGUUUAUUUUGCUAAUUAAAUAAAAAUUUAACGAGGUGAGGUGCCUUUAGCUAAGGGGAUAUUCUUGGUUAGCAGUCAUCUUCACAUUUGAGGGCACAUGAGUGGUCAAAAAGUGGCUGUUUGCAAGUGUAGGUGCCCUAGGACCAUGGAAAAUUCAGAGCUGUGGCAUCCUCCACCUGUGAGCUAUUCUCUCUGUUCUGACCUUAUGGCUAGCUUGCAGAGUGUCAGUUCAGAAUUGGGACUCAUGACUGGACUGGGUUGCGGAAAUUUGCCAGCUGUGACAGUUACUGUACAGUAUCUUAGAGAUGUUUGGCCACAGUAGAAAACCCUGUACACCCAAAUCAUCAACCUUACAUUUAAGUGAGGUGGUUUCUCCAGAAAUGAUUCCCACUGAUUUCAACAAACGCCAGGUACCAGCAGUCUACCACUCAUAAAAGACCACUUACCACUGUUUGCUUAGCUUGCAAAGAGGCUCUCAUGUUUGGGUAUACUGCCAUCUAUAAGAGAGCUCAAUACUCUCUGUUUUCCUGCAAACAGGCUCUUGUGUUUUGCUCUUCUACUGCCUGAAAGACCUCUCAAUGGCAUCUGUUUAGCCUGCAAGCAGGCUAUCAUGUUUGGGUUUCGCGUUAUGGUCCUUUUCCAGACACAGCUGCCUUUUAGACCAUCAGCAGUCACUUGUGAAAAUGUUAUUGAGACACCUGUAUGUUUUGAAAUUAAAUGCUGGGAUUUUAGAACUUCGUCAUAAUAAGGUCAAGGAGUAGGUCAAGAAACAAUCUGGGAAUUUCAAACACCUCUAGCCGUGGUCACCAUGUAGAAGCCAAACUGUGACACAGUGAUCAAUGCUGACCGUGAAAGACUACCACAGUCAAGCUAAGAACACAUUUUCAAAAGUUUCUAUUAAUAAUUAAGCCAAACAAAAAAGAAGUGGCUCUGCCAAACAAAGGAAGAAAUGGCUCUGAUCUCUUGAUUAAAAAAAAAAGUUGUCUAUCGUAAAGACUGACUAAUUAAUAAAAAUCAAAAAAGUUUAAAAAAAAAUGGUGAAAAUGAAAGUUUUGGCCUGAUCAGACACAGGAAUACUUGGAAAAGAAAAGUUAUGAGCUGCACAUGAAGGGAGAAUAAAUGCAAAUGAGUGUCCACUGAAUUCUUCAGAUCCACUGAGCUGUAGUUGUAACUGCAGUAGUUGUUUUAAAGUAGAUGUAAAUACUUGUACAGAAGCAAUUAGAUGAAGUUCUUCUGAGAAAGUUGAAGCUUUUUGUACCAGAAGAUGGUGAAAGACAGAGAAAUUUGAUAUUCACCCUUUUGAGGCCAUUACCUUGCUUAAGAACUAAUUUUCUCGUGGACUCAGUAUGAUCUAUUGCUAUUUUUGAAAGGAAAACACAAACAGACCAUUAAUUAAGUGAAUUGUCAGUUAAUAAAUAAUGUCAAAAGAAGCAUGUUCUAAUUGGUUAAUUUGUGAUUGUGCACCAUGAUAAUUAUGAAGCAAACCUGUCAUUGCAACUGGAGAUAAGAGGCCAGCCUCUAUUAUGUUAGAUUCAUGAUUACUAUUCUAAGCAAUUCAGGGAAAAACUGAUAAACUAUCAUCACCUCUGAAGUAAUAUUAAGAUGUUCAGUGAUGUCAAUUUUCUUGUUAAUUUUCAAAUUACUCUGAGAACUGUUAAACUAUAGUCACCUUGAAGGUAAUAUUAGGAUGUUAAAUGAUGUGAAUUUUUUUGUUCAUUUUUAAAUGAGUCCCAAACUUGUAUGCCUCGGAAAGCUUACCAGUGGGCCAUGAUAUUUUUAAAAUCAUUCCUUUGUCCUUCCCAGGACAAAGAGCUGUAUUUAACUGAUGUUGUGUCUCUUUUUGCUCUAAAAGGCUCCUCUGGUGAUCACUCAUUUCAUUCAUCCAUGGAAUAUGGACAGUUUCCUUUCCUUCAACCUCAGUGUCUCAAGACAACCUUUUUCAAGAGAGAAGUCACUCUCAAAGUAAGCAAAAUUUAUGGUGAAGUGUUAUUACUACACCUUUCAGUUUUCCAUGUAAAGCAAAGUUUAUCAUUGUUAUUAUUAUUACUAUUAUUGUAUUUCCUAUUAUUAUAAUGGUUUGUUUUCAGAGACAUAAACUGUGCAGUGUUUGUAAAUGGUUAAGUUUGUAUCCUCUAAAGAAAUGUUGCAAAACACUGAGGAAUUUGUCAAAAAGGGAACAUAUAAAACUGUUUGCCAUGGGACCAGUGUGAAUGUGAUUUGUUAUAUGGCACAACAAAGAAAGUAGAGGACACAAUAUGGAAACAAAUCAAUUACAAAUUACCACAUUAAUGGCAGUCAUUAGUCAACAGUGGCCCGUAACAUUGCUGUUACCCUCUGACUUCAUAGAUUUUAUGAUUUAUUUUUGGUGAGAUACUUUUGACAGGUGACCCCAAAGUAACCAAUGCAAGCACUCAUGAAAGGGUUAGGGGCACUUUUCAGCAGAGUUUAUAUAGGCAGGGAAAAAGGGAGUUGGGGCUAAGGGAUGGAGUGUCCAGUUUAGACUUUGUAUAGGGGAUUUUUUAUGAUCUUCGUAGCUUUUAACAAAGGUAUAAAGCCAUUAUCUCUGUUCUAACCCUAUGGUAAGCUUGUAGAGUCUUAGUUCAGAAUUAGGGCUCAUGACUAGGUUGAGUUGCAGAAAUUUGCCAGCUGUGACAUUAGUAUAUUCUGCUCUGUAUCUGAGAGGUAUUUAGCCAAUGUGAAAGCCCUGUACACCUAAGACAUCCACCUGACAUUUAAGUGUGGUGGCAGUUCCUGUACAUCUCCAAAACCCCCCCCCCCCUACCACUGUCUGCUUAGCCUGCAAAGAGGCUCUCAUGUUUGGGUAUAGUGCUGCUCAUAAGAGUGCUUACUUUCUGCCUUUUUUUCCUGAAAACAGCCUUUUGUGUUUGGGUCUCCUGCGUCCUGUAAGACCUUCAGUGAAUAAAUACUUGAUGUUCAAAGAAGCAUAUUCUAAUUGGUCAAUUUGUUAUUGUGCACCAUUAGGUUUAGGAAGCAGGCCCUUUAUUGCACCUGAAGAUACGAGGCCAGCCGCUACAAUGUCAGGUGAUGACUAUUCCAAACAAUUCAGGAGAGAACUGUUAAACUAUAGUCACCUUGAAGUUAAUAUUAAGAUGUUAAAUGAAGUAAAUUUUUUUAGUUAUUUCUAAAUGAGUCCCAAACUUGUAUGCCUCGGAAAGCUUACCAGUGGGCCAUGAUAUUUUUUAAAAAUCAUUCCUUUGUCCUUUCCAGGACAAAGAGCUGGAAUUAACUGAUGUUGUGUCUCUUUUAGCUUUGAAAGGCUCCUCUGGUGAUCACUCAUCUCAUUCAUCCAUGGAAUAUGGACAGUUCCCUUUUCCUUCAACUUCAGUGCCUCAAGACAACCUUUUUCAAGAGAGAAGUCACUCUCAAAGUAAGUGAAAUUUAUGGUGAAGUGUUAUUACUACAACUUUCAGUUUUUCAUUUAAAACAAAGUUCAUACAUGGUAUAGUUAUUAUUAUUACUUUUAUUGUAUUUCCUAUCAUUAUUAAUAAUGCUUUGUUUUAAAAGACAUUAACUGUGCAGUUUUUGAGUAUAGUUAAUUUUAUAUCAUUUAAAGAAAUGUUUCAAAACACUCAGCAAUUGGCAGAAAAGGAAACAUAUGAAACUGUUUACCACGGGACCAGUGUUUAUGCGAUUUGUUAUAUGGCCGACAAAGAAAGUAGAGGACAAAGUAUGAAACAAAUCAAGGGCAAAUUAAUACAGUAUUCUAACUGGCUAAUUUGUUAUUGUGCACUGUUACGUUUAGGAAGAAGACCUGUUAUUGCAACCAGAGAUAAGAGGCCAGCCUUUACUGUUUUAGGUGAUCACGAUUCUAAACAAUUCAGGGGAGAACUGAUAGACUAUCAUCACUCUAAAGGUAAUAUUAAGAUGUUUGAUGAUGUUAAUUUUUCUUGUUCAUUUUCAAAUGACUCCCAAAUCUGCAUGCCUAGGAAAGCUUACAAGUGGACCAUGAUAUUUUUAAAAAUCAUUCUUUUGUCCGUCCCAGGACAAAGAGCUUUAGCUAACUAAUAUUGUGUCUCUUUUUGCACUAAAAGGCUCCUCUGGUGAUAACUUAUCUCAUCCAUUCAUGGAAUAUGGACAGUUUCCUUUCCUUUCAACUUCAGUGUCUCAAGACAACCUUUUUCAAGAGAGAAGUCACUCUCAGAGUAAGUGAAAUUUAUGGUGAAGUGUUAUUACUACUGACACCUUUCAGUUUUCCAUGUAAAGCAAAGUUUAUUAUUGUUAUUGUUAUUACUAUUAUUGUAUUUCCUAUUAUUAUAAUGGUUCGUUUUCAAAGAAAUUAAUUGUGCAGCAUUUGUAUAUGGUUAAGUUUGUAUCUUCAAAAAAAAUGUUGCAAAUCACUGAGGUAAUUGUCCAAAAGGGAACAUAUAAAACCUUUUUGCCACUGGACCAGUGUUAAAUUGAUUUGUUAUAUGGCACAACAAAGAAAGUAGAGGACACAAUAUGGAAACAAAUCAAUUACAAAUUACCACAAUGCUACAAUUUCACAUUACCUUCACCUUAGCCUCAAUCACGCUGUGUUCACGUGCAGUGGCGGUCGUUAGUCAACAGUGGCCCGUAACAUUGCUGUUACCCUCUGACUUCAUAGAUUUUAUUUUAAUUUUUUUUUUUGCUGAGAUACUUUUGACAGGUGACCCCAAAGUAACCAAUGCAAGCACUCAUGAAAGGGUUAGGGGCACUUUCCAGCAGAGUUUAUACAGGCAGGGAAAAAGGGGGUUGGGGCUAAGGGAUGGAGUGUCCAGUUUAGACUUUGUAUAGGGGAUUUUUUAUGAUCUUCAUAGCUUUUAACAAAGGUAUAAAGCCAUUAUCUCUGUUCUAACCCUAUGGUUAGCUUGUAGAGUCUUAGUUCAGAAUUAGGGCUCAUGACUAGGUUGAGUUGCAGAAAUUUGCCAGCUGUGACAGUAGUAUUCUGCUCUGUAUCUGAAAGGUGUUUAGCCAAAGUGAAAGCCCCGUUCACCAAAGACAUCCACCUGACAUUAAUGUGUGAUGGCAGUUCCUGUACUUCUCCAAAACUGAUUGUCACUGGUUUUCAAUAAAAGCCAGCUACCAACAGCCUAUCACUCUUAAAAGACCCCCUACCACUGUCUGCUUAGCCUGCAAAGAGGCUCUCAUGUUUGGGUGUAGUGCUUCUCAUAAGAGUGCUUAAUGCUGUCUUUUUUGCCUGAACACAGGCUCUUGUGUUUGGGUCUUUGCCCACUGUAAGACCCUUCAAUGAAUAAAUACUUGAUGUUCAAAGAAGCAUAUUCUAAUUGGUCAAUUUGUUAUUGUGCACCAUCAGGUUUAGGAAGCAGACCCUUUAUUGCAACUGGAGAUGCAAGGCCAGCCUCUACAAUGCCAGUUGAUGACUAUUCCAAACAAUUCAGGAGAGAACUGUUAAACUAUCAUUACCUUGAAGGUAAUAUUAAGAUGUGAAUGAUGCAAAUUUUUUUGUUCAUUUUUAAAUGACUCCCAAACUUGUAUGAUUCAGAAAGCUUACCAGUGGGCCAUGAUAUUUUUAAAAAUCAUUCCUUUGUCCUUCCCAGGACAAAGAGCUGUAGUUAACUGAUGUUGUGUAUCUUUUAGCUCUAAAAGGCUCCUCUGGUGAUCACUCAUCUCCUUCAUCCAUGGAAUAUGGACAGUGUCCUCUUCCUUCAACUUCAUUGCCUCAAGACAACCUUUUUGAAGGGAGAAGUCACUCUCAAAGUUAGUGAAAUUUUAAAUGAGUCCUAAACUUGCAUACCUUGGAAAGCUUACCAGUGGACAGUGAUAUUUUUAAAAACCAUUCCUUUGUCUUUCCCAGGACAAAGAGCUUUAGUUAACUGAUGUUGUGUAUCUUUUAGCUCUAAAAGGCUCCUCUGGUGAUCGCUCAUCUCAUUCAUCCAUGAAAUAUGGACAGUGUCCUUUUCCUUCAACUUCAGUGUCUCAAGACAACCUUUUUCAAGAGAGAAGUCACUCUAAAAGUUAGUGAGAUUUGUGGUUAAGUGUUAUUACUACACUUUUUAGUUUUUCAUGUAAAGUAAAGUUUAUUAAUGCUAUUGUUGUUAUUAUUAUUAUUAUUAUUAUUAUUACUAUUAUUGUAUUUCUUGUUAUCAUAAUGCUUUGCUUUCAGAGACAUAAACUGUACUGUUUUUGUAUAUAGUUAAUUUUAUAUCUUUUAGAGAAAUGUUUCAAAACAUUCAGCAAUUGGCACAAAAGGGAACAUACGAAACUGUUUGCCAAGGGACCAGUGUUAAUGUGAUUUGUUAUAUGGCACAACGAAGAAAUUAGAGGACACAAUAUGGAAACAAAUCAAGUGCAAAUUACUACAAUGCUACAAUUUCACGUACAACGUCGGUCAUCGCUCAACAGUCGCCCGUAACAUUGCUCUGUUAUCCUCUGAAGUCAAAUUUUUAACAAUUUUUUUCGCUCAGAUACUUUUGACGUGUGACCCCAAAGUAAGCAAUGCGAGCGCUCGUGAAAGAGUUAGGGGUACUUUGCAGAAGAGUGUUUAUACAGGAGGGGAAGAAAAAGGGCUAGGGCUAAGGGAUGGAGUGUCAGGGUUAGAUUUUGUAUGGGGGAUUAUUUACGAUCCUUUCAGCUGUUAACAAAGACCUAAAGUUUGCUGAUACUUCGUGAAUCAGAUUAAAACCUUCUAACAGUGCCAUUUAGCCAUUUGGAAAAAAUGCCAUCAGAUAUUGUCAAUCAUCUGAUUUUAUUUAAGGUUAAAGGUUUUUUAUCACGGAUUGUCUGUUGCAGAUCAAGUGCAAGACAUAACAAAGUCAGAAGAACCACACGUUACUACACAAUGCGCAGAAAACCCCAAGCCAGCUGGUGAGUUUUUAAAAGAGUCAAAACGAGAUAAGAGAUAGACCCCUUUGUGUUGAACGGACGCGUUAAAUUUAAAGGCGAGGCUGGCAUUAAAAAAAAGAAAAGAAACGGAUGUGAAAUGGCGGACACCAUCUUUCACAAAUCUUCACAAUGAUCCUGCUGCACCUUCUUCUUAACCCCCCCUCCCUUCCGUAUGUUGGUGAUUUAUACUACUUCGUUACUCCGUAAGCUGUUACUGUAGUAAUCAGCGCUUCAAAUGGGAUUGAGCAUACUGCGACAAUUAUCUAGCCCGGAGGCUAUAAACACCGUAACACUAUCAACAAAUUAUUUACCUCACCCUUCAAUUUCAGAUGGUAAUUUUUUUUCUUAAAAACAAUGAAAAUCAUGAUAUCCUACAAUUAGAGGGUUCAAUAAAAAUUUUAUGAUUUGAUUACUGAGUUUUUUCCAAAUUGUUUUACGAGAUUAACUCUCUGAUAGCCCAGAGGAGACAUCUGUUAUUUUCAAUGGACGAAAUUAGUCAUGAUUACGUAAGAGAAGAACGUCAUUUGAAGGUCACAAAAGGGGCUGACAGCCAAUGAAAGAAAGAUUAAAUUACAUCGAACGAUAUUAAUUUCAAACCGUGCAUAGUAAAACAGCUAUUGUACUGCAGUAGUAACGGCGAUCUUGGUCAGGGGCUUCGCCAGGACUUUUUAUGGGAGAGGGGAGCUGGCCUUUUCUAGGCUAAAAAGCGAGCAGGCAAAAAAAAAUUGCAUGCAAGCGCAUUCUACAGUUGUGGUAGUCAGCGAAACAGUUCUUUCCAUUUGUCCUCGCGCUGUUCUGCGCCGCCGCUUUUUUGAUCCUCUCCAGUGAUUGAAAGCGUUGAAGAGGCUAAACGGGGGGGUGGAGGGUCUGGAGGAAGGGGUCACGGACGCUUUUUUAACUCGUUUCUUUAUGAGAAUUCCACUAUGAAAAUGUGUCACUCACUCAGUAAGUUGUAGAUACUAGUAGUUAGUCGUCCCGUACUCGUCCGAACACGAAACCAUAUUGGAGUACUAUCCGCGCAUAAAACGAUAGAAAUGCUCUGUUACAGUUUACAUUAAGGAUCGUUGCUUUAAAUAUCACCUUCCAAGUGAACAAAAAUUCAUUGAGUUCAGGCGCAAACCUAAUGCAGUGAAUUGCCUCGAUUGUUUAUGAUCUGAUAUAAAACAAGAACCGUGAUUAACUUCAGUUAUCUUAUUGAAACAUUGGCCACUGGAUCGAUUAGAAGCGGACGAAGAUAACCCUGUGCUUCUCUGACGAUAGAAAACUUGUGGAAUUCAUUUCCACAUAUCUUCAAUUAAAAUUAGUCAAAAAUACUAGCAGUCUCAUAAAAUGCGUUCUGAGAUAUUUUCAUUCCGAGGCAGAAAACUUAUCAGUUGCAAGCGGGAGGAAACCGUGUAAGCAAAGAUGAUUGCGUUACAUUGCAAACAUUUAUUGAGCAACUGUGAGGCGAAACGUGACAGUAAUGGAAAAUAGCGGAAUUUUGCUUGUGCAGGCGAAGAAAGAUUUGAAUCGCAGAAGCUAAAUUUGACAAAUUUUGCAAACGGACAUUCGAUAAACGCAGAAUACUAUUUUGUGCUGUUUUUGUUGACUAUAUAUGCGUUUAUUUGCUGCGGAGUUGGAUGUUUACCAUAAUUGUGCAUCUCUCCGUGAUUUUCCGGAACUUUGGCUUUUAUGAUGCAAACCUUGCGUUGCUGUAAGACCAGUUAUAAUAAGUCGUAACCAUGGUUCUUCUCUGGAUUAAGUACUUUAUGCACAAGUGGGCCGUAGGUAUUCUUUGAUUUUGUGUCUGGUGACUUAUACCGCUGCGCUAUCUUUUGCAUAAGCGGGCUCCUAUUUGCGCGGUGAAAUCUGGCAGAUGGAGUUUUUGCCAUGCAGAUUUUAUCAAAGAAGUGUGUUACGUGAUGAAAUAAUUAUUAUAUGCAAAAGUGAUAAUUAUUUAGUUAACGCAGAUUUUCAUUUAUCUCUCCAGAUUACCCUGAGAAACUUGUGAAGCUGAUCAGACGAGAGUACAAAGGAGCUGUAUUGUGUCCCUUCCCUUGGUGUGAGGAAGAAUUGCAAUUCGAACUUUCCAAGAUAUUUACAAGACUGAAGAUCGUUGGCCGGAAGAAAGAACGAGCAAAGUUGACAAAAGACCCCGUCAAAAUGACUGGUGUCUUCAGACCACAUAAAAAAUGUGAAUGUCAAAGUGAAUGUAAAUGUGAACGUGAAGAACCAAGAGUGGUUUUAAUUGAGGGGCCACCUGGGGUGGGCAAAACCACCUACUGUCAGAAGCUUGCAUAUGAUUGGUCAGUAGGGGACACAACAACUGAAUUUUCUUUUCCUAAAGUGGACAUGCUUCUUCGGUUGACGUGUCGUGACAUGAAGACUGCUAAAAUUGAGGACGCUAUCGAUGAUCAGCUACUACCUCUUGAAGUAGAGAAGACAGACAAGGAAAAAUUCUUCCAUUAUAUUCGCAGCAAUCAAUCUAGAAUCUUGUUUAUGCUUGACGGAUUGGAUGAAUUACCUAAGAACCUGUUUGAAGAAUUUUUGCCUUUUAUUAAAGGAAAAGUGUUCCCAUUCAGUUAUCUCAUGUUAACAGCACGACACGAGGCAGGGAUGAAAGUUCGGCGACACUGUGAUGCGCUGUUUGAGAUUUCAGGCUACACCGAAGAAGAUGCAGACAGUUACAUAAAGAAGUACUUCAGCAGUCACGACAAACCGAGCCUUGCAAAGGAAUUGAUUGACGCAAUAGACAAAGACUCAAAGCUCAGGAAAUUGACUGCCAAUCCACUGAACACAGCUCUUUUAUGUCUUGUUUUUGAAGAUACAGGUGGUAUAUUACCUUACAACAGAACCAUGUUGUUUUGUGAACUUGUGAGCUGUGUUCUUAGAAGAUAUUGUUCAAAAAAGGAAAUAUCUUUGGACAAUAAAAGUCCUAUACAGAAGUUCACAGACCAGUUGAAUCAGUUAGGCAAGUUGGCCCUUGAAGCUCUGUUAAAAGAUCAAUUAGCUUUCACUUUAGAAGAGCUGAAAAGUCAGUCAUCUGAAUUCCUUAAGCUUGGUUUUCUUUCUCGAGAGGCCAGUGCAAGCAAAAUCAAUUCGAAGCCGACUUAUGCAUUUAUCCAUAAGACUUUUCAGGAGUAUUUUGCCGCAUUCCACCUGGCGCACGAAUUGCUAACCACUGACAGGAUGAGCGCAGCCCUGCUGGGACAGCUUAGUCCUGUUGGUAACUACUGGCAGGUGUGGAAGUUCCUCAUCUCAACGGCAGCCAGGGAAAACGAUGAUACAGCCGUUUUACUAGUUUUGAGUAUAUGCGCUUCAUUUCAGCAUGAAAAACCAGACCGAUUCUAUAGCAAUCUCCUUUCAGAGACUUCACUACUCAAGCUAGAACUAUUAGAGCCGAGAGACUCUUGUAGAGGCCUUUCUACUAAACUUGAUGAGCGAAGAGAAUUGCCGAAAGAAACAUUUGACAGAGGGAUUUCCUUUUCAGAGAAAAUGGUUGACAUAAUUGUUCGAUGUGAACAACCUAAUAAUGAGCCUAAGCCUUACCAGAUCAAGAUGGCUGGUGCAUUAGCACGCUCUUUUCCUAUGGAUAAAAUAAGAGUGGACAAAGGAUGGGAUCGCACUACCUUGGACUCUCGAUUUCCAAUUCUUGUCUCUGAAUAUCUGAAAGGCAACGACAAACUGAACGAAUUAGAUUGGAAAUUAGACGUAUCAGCCGCAGCAGCUCUCUCAGAUGUCCUUCAAACAAGUCAUACUCUGACGCACUUACAUUUAACGCACGGCUCGUGCAUCACAUCACUAACUCCAGCUCUUCAGGCAAACCACACUUUAACUCAUUUAAAUAUGAGUCAAACCCAAGUCGGUGAUGCGGAAGCGAUAGCACUUGGAAAAGUUUUCCAGUCAAAUCGGACUUUGACUCAUCUGUGCUUAGCUUAUAAUAAGAUAACACACGUCGGAGUUGAAGCUUUAACAUAUGCUUUAAGGUCUAAUAAAACAUUGGAGAACUUGGAUAUCGGAUACAACUGCAUUGAGGAUAAGGGAGCCGAAGAACUCGGAAAAGUUCUCCAGUUUAAUCAGACUUUGACUCAUCUGUGCUUAGUAGAUAAUGGGAUAACACACAUCGGAGUUGAAGCUUUAGCAGACGCUUUAAGGUCCAAUCAAGCAUUGGAGGAUUUGGAUAUCGGAUAUAACUGCAUUGGUGAUGGGGGAGCCGUGGCCCUUUCGCAAGCUUUGGAGUCUAACCGAACGUUAAGGUGCUUAAAUAUGGGUGGUGGAUUACCGCGUAAGUUUAUUGGGCUUAGUGAUCGAGGGAUUAGAGCUAUAGCACACGCUCUUCAAUGUAACAGUUCGCUUACUUACCUAGAUAUUAGUGGACACUCGGGUAGGGAAUCGGCAGUGUCAGCCCUUGGAGAGGCUCUUCAAUCAAACUGUUCUCUCACUCAUUUACACCUCAGGGGUGAGAGGGUCUCCCUUACUCGAUUUCCUUUCUUUGGUUAUUCAGCAGUAGUAGCCUUCUCUAAGGCUCUUCAGUCACGUAACACUCAGCUGACCCGUUUAGAUCUUCAAUCCACGUCAUUCAGCUCACCAUGUGCAAUAACCUUAGCAAGGGCUCUCAGGGUUAACGGUACUCUCGAGCGUUUAGAUUUGAGUUUCAACAGCAUUGACUGUCUAGGCGCAGUAGCUCUUGCACAGGCACUGAAUACAAACCAAACUCUGACGCAUUUGCAGCUGAACCACAACAAAAUCGGUGAUACCGGAGCUAAAGCAUUUGUAGAAGUUCUUCAGUGCAAUAAGACUCUAAUGUUUCUAAACUUGGAGUGCAAUUCUAUGAGUAAAUCAGGAAAAGAGCUCUUCAAGGAUUUGGAUGAAGAUGGACUCAACAAUGGCGUGACGUGGAUUAGGAAGUGA